ACUGGCCUUUACCAAAUAGGGUGCGGGCGGGCAUUUGCAUUGAUUAGACCUAGAUGCAAGCGCAGGUGGGCGCAACAGCAAAUACUUUGCAGCCGUGCUUGUGUUUGGUGAAUAGUACCCUAUACUAUAGUGACUCGGGCGGGCAGGUCAUUUAGUUCCACCUCCUCUUCCUUACUUCUGCGCUCUGCUUCUUCUCUGUUGUUUCCUUCCUCCCUGCGCUCUCUCGGUUCUCUUCCCGGAGAAUGAGCUCUUCCUCCCUGGGCACUGAUACUCUCCCCGGCAGCAGGACGCAGGAGAGCGGCAUGAAGGUGAAGCAGAGCGGUGGACAGGUGGGGGCCGCCGCUAGUAUAGAAGAACAACUGCUCAGAAAACCACAUAUCACCCCGGAUGAUGUGCUGGGGUUGCAGAAGAUCACAGCCGAUUACUUAUGCACACCUGAUGAAAAUAUAUACAAAAUAGAUUUUACAAGAUUUAAAAUCCGGGACAUGGAGUCUAGUACAGUGCUGUUUGAAAUCACAAAGCCUCCAGCAUCUGAGCGUGAGAAUAGUGAUAAGAAGGAUGUAGAUCCAAAUGCUGGGAGAUUUGUCCGCUAUCAGUUCACUCCCGCUUUCCUCCGACUGCGACAAGUUGGUGCCACUGUUGAAUUCACAGUUGGAGAUAAGCCCAUCAACAACUUCCGCAUGAUCGAGAGGCAUUAUUUCCGUGAGCAGCUUUUGAAAAGCUUUGAUUUUGAAUUUGGCUUCUGCAUCCCUAGCAGUAAAAACACAUGUGAACAUAUCUAUGAGUUUCCACAAUUAUCAGAAGAUCUUAUUCGUGAAAUGAUCAUCCAUCCUUAUGAAACACAAUCCGACAGUUUCUACUUUGUGGACAACAAGCUUGUGAUGCACAACAAGGCAGAUUAUUCAUAUAGUGGAGGUCCAUGAUGCCACAUUAGAAGAAAACAGAUGAAAAUAAUAAAAGGCAACAACUAUUUCCUUUCCCCAUAGCUAUUAAGUAAAGGAUUACACUCAUUUUCCUGUAGGUGAUCGAUCCAGGAAACAAUAUACUGUUUGCCAGUAGGAGUUUUGUAACUAAGCCUAGUUCUGUUUCCCCCAGCCUUUGUAGCACAUUAAGAGAGUACAAUAAUAUGUUGUACUUCAACAGUCAAGGGCACAGAUGCCUUCAAAAUGUUAGGAAUCCUCUGAACAAGAAUGUUAUGUUUGACUCUUACCAAAAGAAUGAAGUAACUCGUUUACCUAAUAAACCUUUAUUUUUUGAUUAGCAUAAUGGUUGUUUUUGACAAGCAAGGACCAUUGUGCAGAUAUAUUUGUUUUUUUUUUAUAAUCAAAAUUUGUCAUAGACCCUGGGCUCUUCAUGGUUGUAGCCUCUCCAGCCCAUAUCUAUCUGUUCACUAUGGUAAUAGAUUUCUUUGUGUGACAUCAAAGCUUGGAACAAACCAUUAUUAUAAAGGAAAUCCAAGCCAAAGACGUAAUCUGUUCUUCCUUUGAGUAUGUUCUUGUUAGCGUCUUAUAAUGUACACACACAAUUAAGCACAUAGGCAGGUUGGUCACUGGUGUGUGUGUGUGUGUAUAUAUAAAUAUGUGUGUUUAAGAAUAUAUAUGUGUGUGUGUGUGUGUGUGUAUAUAUAUAUAUAUAUAUAUAUAUAUAUAUAUACACACACCUUGUAAUCUCAUGUUUCCCUGGCGGCUAUGCGUAAUGGACCAUACGGGAAACGAUAGAUACCUCGAGUUGUGGAGGCAAAAACAUUAUUUUCUGUGGCUAUCAUAAUUCAAUUAGAGGCACAAGAAUAUUCUAAUCUUGAGGCCUGAGUAACUCUGAGAAGCAUCUUUGUAAGCUGCUUCUAGAAAAAAAAGCAAUGUUCAUUGAAAAAGGAACAAUGAUGUCUUCUGUAUUAAAUUAUAACGCUCCAAGUUUACUAAGUAAAGUGGUGACUAUUUGUCAUGACCAUGUUUCAUUAGUGUUGCGAAAUACAUUUAAUGUUAUAACUUGUCUUUUGUUCGUCUGGAUUUUUAUUUUAUUUAUUUUAGUAGGAUUUGAACAAUGCUUUGGUUUCCAUAUGAAGAAAAGCUGAACAAAAACCAUGAAACAUUUUAUAAGCAAGGUAUAGCCACAUUUUAAGAUUAAAUUAAAAUGUUUUUGCUAGAUUUAAGUAGUUCUUUUCAUGCCUGGAGUGUGAAUGACAGUCAUUUACUUAGUAUAAAGUUUUUUUUAAAACCCCACUGUAAAUCUGUUUUAUUUCACUUUUUAAUAUCCCUUUAAAAGGCGACUUCUCCCUUUUGCACCCUUUGUAGACAAUUACAUUUUUACCUUGACGUUUGGUUUGGAUCAAUAUUUUAUAUACAUUAAACCUGUUUAAACUUUAGGUUUAAUUGGAGUGUGUUUUUCAGUUAAUACAAACCAUGCAACCAUACAGAACAUGUUGAGUGUAUUAAUACAUUUUAAGAACAUGAAAAUAUAUACCACGUUUUUUUCACCUGAUUUUUUUUUAUGGCUAUUACUUUGUAAUACUUGCGGUUUGUCCUAGAUAACUUCUUGAAUUUAAUUGGUUAUUAUACAAAGCUGGUGAUUGAUCCCACUGUGGAAGAAAAUGUAUGUUCAUCAACACGUGUGAACUAAUGUAUAAAUGACUUCUUGCUUUGAUAUAGCAUCUUCAACUUUACAAAACUGAAAUCUUCUUUAUCGCGGGUAUUCUGAUAUACAAAUCUCUUUAUUAGAAGAGGGUUGGAGCAGGUUUAUGAAUGUGCAGCUGCGGGUUGUAAAUAUUUCUACAAAUAACGUCCGUCUUUCUCCAUAGGAGAUUGAAUAGUGCAUUGUAUGUAUACUUCAAAUCAACUUUAGUAUUUGUCUUUUAUUUUUAGAAAUGUUUUCUCUCAUUGUAUGUCCCAUUCUGCAGUUUGUUCCUCUGAGAAUUUACACAUUUGUAAAUAAAAAUGUGCUGUGUUGUAA
Molecule: messenger RNA, 2946 nt
Organism: Bombina bombina (fire-bellied toad)
Lineage: Eukaryota; Metazoa; Chordata; Amphibia; Anura; Bombinatoridae
Gene: UNC119
Product: unc-119 lipid binding chaperone
Exons: 5
Coding region: 243-923 (226 amino acids)
Biological process (GO): mitotic cytokinesis; visual perception; negative regulation of clathrin-dependent endocytosis
Cellular component (GO): intercellular bridge; spindle midzone; spindle pole
Molecular function (GO): lipid binding
Source: RefSeq, a predicted model, not a curated record